AUUCAUUCGCUAACACGCAGCGGUAUAGAACACUUAUAAAUUCAAAAAUCGAAUUACAAAUUUCCAAUUCAUAAAUCGAAUUGCACUUUUUAAAUUCUAAUUACAAAAAACAAUUCCAUUUUUAAAAAUGAAGAAGUACUCGAUCGUCGGAAACAAGAAGAAGGUGACCAUGGAGACUAACGGCUCUCUACUCAAGGUGGUCGGGAACAAUUGCAUCGUACGCGUCGGCGUCAACCAGGGAGACAUAGAAGUGAUCGGAAACGAUUGUCGCGUCGAAGUUGUGAAUAACUACGGUGUGAUUAACCUGGUGGGCGGGAAUGGAACAGUGAAUAUUGACAAGCGGUGGCGUGGAGACAGAGUGAACUUGCUUGGUCCCAGCUGCCACCUCAUGGUCGCGGGCAAGGAGAAGUCAAUGCCUUCGUACGAGGCUCAGCUAUCGCCGUUCAGCAAGGACCUGGAUGACGUCAUCGAGUCCAUCUUCACAUUCGUGAUGCGGUGAUGGAUUGUGGUGUUCCAAAAGGACUACAUUUUUGUGAAAAUGUGCGCAGUGCUUCGCGUUUUUCGGUGCUUCGGGCCAGAUUUGUGGACGGAGGUGUAACAAGUUGUGAUAAUAAAUGCUUUGAGAUUUA
Molecule: messenger RNA, 629 nt
Organism: Manduca sexta (tobacco hornworm)
Lineage: Eukaryota; Metazoa; Arthropoda; Insecta; Lepidoptera; Sphingidae
Gene: pirk
Exons: 1
Coding region: 128-499 (123 amino acids)
Source: RefSeq, a predicted model, not a curated record